Molecule: messenger RNA, 5452 nt
Organism: Cebus imitator (Panamanian white-faced capuchin)
Lineage: Eukaryota; Metazoa; Chordata; Mammalia; Primates; Cebidae
Gene: ZNF804B
Product: zinc finger protein 804B
Exons: 4
Coding region: 1-3963 (1320 amino acids)
Cellular component (GO): nucleus
Source: RefSeq, a predicted model, not a curated record
AUGGACAUAAAGCCUUCAGAUUUUGCAGAGAAGGAGAAGUCCACAGCAAAGGCCCUGGGUGAUGUAAAGGCAAACUUUUACUGUGAAUUAUGUGACAAGCAGUAUCACAAACACCAGGAGUUUGACAAUCAUAUUAAUUCUUAUGAUCAUGCUCAUAAGCAGAGACUUAAAGAAUUAAAGCAACGGGAAUUUGCUCGAAAUGUAGCUUCUAAGUCUUGGAAAGAUGAAAAGAAACAAGAAAAAGCACUUAAACGACUUCAUCAGUUGGCUGAGUUAAGGCAGCAAUCUGAAUGUGUUUCUGGGAAUGGACCAGCAUACAAAGCCCCCAGGAUAGCCAUAGAAAAGCAACUCCAGCAAGGAAUUUUCCCCGUUAAGAAUGGCAGAAAGAUAUCAUGCAUGAAGAGUGCACUUCUCCUUAAAGGAAAAAAUCUUCCCAGAAUCAUUUCCGAUAAACAGCGGUCCACCAUGCCAAAUCGACACCAAUUACAAGCAGACAGGUGUUAUUUGUUUGGAAAUCGGAUACCGCAAACAUCUUCAGAUCUCAGCAAUGCAAAUCACAGAACAGGAGUAUCAUUUUCUUUUUCCAAAAAAGUGCACCUAAAAUUAGAGUCUUCAGCAUCAGUUUUCAGUGAGAACACCGAAGAAGCCCAUGAUUGUAACAAGUCACCCAUUUAUAAAACAAAACAAACUGCAGAUAAAUGCAAGUGCUGCAGGUUUGCAAAUAAAGAUACACACCUUACCAAGGAAAAAGAGGUAAACAUCUCACCAAGCCAUCUGGAAAGUGUUUUACACAAUACCAUCUCCAUAAACUCUAAAAUUUUGCAAGACAAAAAUGACUCUAUUGAUGAGACACUAGAAGAUUCAAUUGGCAUUCAUGCUUCGUUCUCUAAAUCUAACAUUCAUCUUUCAGAUGUAGAUUUUACUCCUUCCAGCAGAGAAAAAGAAACUAGAAAUACAUUGAAGAACACUUUAGAAAAUUGUGUUAAUCACCCAUGCCAAGCAAAUGCUUCCCUCAGCCCACCAAACAUUUACAAGCAUAGUGAUGCCAGGAUAUUUGAAUGUCUGGAUGAGUUUUCAUCACCAGAGCCAAGUGAGCAAAAGAGUACAGUGCAUCUGAAUCCAAAUUCCAGAAUAGAGAACAAAGAAAAAUCUUUAGAUAAAACAGAAAGAGUUAGCAAAAAUGUUCAAAGACUUGUAAGAGAAGCAUGUACCCAUAAUGUGACAUCUAAAUCACUGCCUUUUCUCCACGUUCAAAGCAAGGAUGGCCACACCACUCUUCAAUGGCCUACAGAACUUCUGCUGUUUACAAAAACAGAACCCUGUAUCUCUUAUGGCUGCAACCCACUGUAUUUUGAUUUUAAGCUUUCUCGGAACACAAAGGACGGCCACAAUCCAAAGGACUUAAAAACAGAAUUGGGUAAGAAGCCCUUGGAAGUGAAGACUAAAAGAGAGAGCCAAGUCUCAGGUUUAAUCAAAGGCCAACAAAAAUUGAACCAAGAAGAUAAUGAAUAUCUGAAACCAAAGAUGAUGAUAGGUAAUCUGGAUUGGGAAAAAUUCCAAAGAAAAUAUAAUUUGGACUACAGUGAUUCUGAGCCAAAUAAGGGUGAAUAUAGUUUUAGUGCAAAUGAUUUGGAAAUGAAAAAUCCUGAAGUGCCUCUUUACCUCAAUAUGUCUCCAAAGGAUUGUGCUGGAAAGAAUAACAAUAGUGAGAAUGAACUUAAAGAACCCACAGGGGCGCAUUGGCAAGGCUGCAGAAAGGUAGUUCUAAAUGAUACGGAUGAGGGCCUAUCUUUUCCUACCUACAUCUCUAGGACUAAAAAGCAUAAACUGAUUUCUUGCAAUCCUCGAUCACAGUUUGAAGAUGAAAGGCAAUUCAACUACAAGUCCAGUCCUUAUACGAUAGAGGGUCAUGGUGACCAUGGGAAAGACUUCCGUGUAAUUCUGAAGAGCAACCACAUCAGCAUGACCAGCAAGGUUUCUGGAUGUGGAAACCGAAGAUACAAGAGAUGCUCUCCAAAGUCUUCUUUGAAUAGGCAUUCCUACCCUUCAGAAACAUCCCCUAGCAACAUGUCCAGCCUCAGAAGUACUUGUUCAAGUCAUAGAUUCAAUGGUAAUAGCAGAGGUAAUUUGCUCUGCUUCUGUAAAAGACAACACAGUUCAGUUGAAAGGCACAAAUGGAAAUGUCGAAAGCACAACUGUCUCUACUUGUCUGAUGAAAUAACUAAGAGCAACCAAAUGCCAUCUGAAAAACAGAAAGAGAGAAACUGCAAAUUGUGGGAAUCAUUUAAAAAUGAAAAAUACUCAAAACGUAGAUAUUGUCACUGCAGAGAAAGACAAAAACUGGGCCAAAAUCUACAACAAUUUUCAGGGCCAAAAUCUACAAGAAUCAUUUAUUGUGAUUCUAACUCACAGAUUUCCUAUACUGGAAGUGGUGAAAAACCACCUAAUUGCCAGGGAACUCAGCAUGACAGAUUGGACUCUUACUCAAGAGAAAAAAUUUAUUACUUGAAUAAAAGCAAGAGAAAUCAAGAGUCUUUGGGCAGCCCCCACAUUUGUGAUCUUGGAAAAGUCAGGCCCAUGAAUUGUAACUCCGGGAAUAUCAGCUGCCUUCUAAACAACUGUUCCAGUGGCCCUCCAGAAAGCACAGAAUUAAACAUUACAGAAGCAGAGAGGACCCCUCUAACAGCAAAAAGCCUUUUAGAAAGAGUACAAGCCAAGAAAUGUCAGGAAAAAUCAAGCAAUGUUGAGGUCUCUUCAAGCAGUUGUAAAAAUGAAUUAGAGGCUCAUUCGCAAGUCCCAUGCACAAUUCAGCUUGUACCAUCAGGCUGUAACAGAGAAGAAUUGCCUUUGUCUGAAAAAAUACAGUAUGCAAGUAAGAGCAGAAAUGAUCAAGACAGUGCAAUUCCAAGGACUACAGAGAAAGACAAAAGCAAAAGUUCACAGACAGAUAGUUGUACAAUUUUAGCAGACACUGAUUGUGAUAAUCAUCUUUCUAAGGGUAUAAUUCACCUGGUAACAGAGUCUCAGUCACUAAACAUAGAAAAGAAUCCAAUAGCAAAACAACAAUCAAAACCUUUAACUGGUGAAAUCCAACCUUUUAUUCAAAGCUGUGACCGAGUGCCAAAUGAAUUCCCUGGUGCUUUUCCAUCUAAUAGGUAUACUGGUGUUACUGAUUCAACAGAGACCAAAGAAGACCAAAUAAAUCUAGACUUACAGGAUGUAAGCAUGCAUAUAAAUCAUGCAGAGGGAAAUAUAAACUAUUCCUAUGACAAAACUAUGCAGAAGGCUGACAAAGUCGAAGACGAAUUAGAAAUGUAUCAUAAAUCUAUCUCUCCCCCUUUAAUUCAACAGCCCAUAACAUUUUCUCCUGACGAAAUAGAUAAAUAUAAGAUCCUACAGCUACAAGCCCAGCAGCAUAUGCAGAAGCAACUCCUAUCAAAGCAUCUUCGAGUUUUGCCUGCUGCAGGACCUACUGCCUUCUCUCCGGCCUCAACCAUACAGACCGUUCCAGUUCACCAGCACACUUCUGUCACCACCAUCCACCACACAUUCCUGCAGCAUUUUGCUGUUUCUGCUUCCUUAAGUUCUCAUAGCAGUCACCUCCCUAUUGCUCAUCUUCAUCCUCUUUCACAGGCACAUUUCACUCCUAUUUCAUUUUCGACUCUGACUCCAACCAUUAUCCCUGCACAUCCCACCUUCUUAGCAGGUCAUCCCCUGCAUUUAGUAGCAGCUACCCCCUUCCACCCAUCUCACAUAACACUUCAGCCCCUGCCCCCUACAGCAUUUAUUCCUACACUGUUUGGCCCUCACUUAAACCCAGCCACAACUUCUAUCAUCCACUUGAAUCCUUUAAUCCAACCAGUAUUCCAAGGUCAAGAUCUUUGCCAUCAUUCUUGCUCUAGCCAGAUGCAACAGCUAAAUGAAGUAAAAGAGGCCUUAAAUGUGUCCAUGCACUUGAACUAAUAAGUGUUAAAGUCCCUCUUGUGGAUAUUUUUUUUAAUUUUCACUACCUAUAAAAUAAUAUAUUUAAAACAGCCUAUCAAUUAUAAGAUUUAAAAUAUUGCUGCCAAUUCAAAAUGUGACCAAUAUAUAAUUAUGACCUGAAUUGCCAAUAUUAAAACAAGAGCAUUUUAAUAAUUUUUUAGCUUGCCAAAAUAAUAGGCAAAUUUAAAAUAAUUUUAUGAAAGGGUAUAGGGAAGAGGGAAAAGGGUGAAAGAUUUGUUUUGGAUGGGUUUUCACGUAAUGUUAUAAAAUAGCAACAGAAAACAUUCAAGCAGAGCAUUAAAAUUAAAAAGAAAAAUCAAAUGAAAUAUGGCACCCUGUAUUCUAAGUGUUUGUUAUGAGAAUGAAUAAGUGUUGAUUUGGCUUAUUUGUUAGAUAAUAAAAGGUCAGCGAAAUGAAGCGAUUAUUAAAAGUAAUUUCUAUGGUUAACUACUAAGUUUUCAAUUAAUGUAGUCCGUUACUGUAUUUUCAUAGGAAAUAAGAACAAGACAUUUUCUGAUUAGGUUGAAAAUUAUACUUCAGUAAAAACAAUCUUUAUAGAUUGUACUUUUGAGUUUCUGUGAAAAAUAAAUUACCUUCAUUUCACAUAAAUCUAUGUCAAGAUAAUUUUGUAAGUAUAAGAAUCAGCAAAAUCUAAAACUAAGAAUGUUUAACUUUUGUAUUAAAAAAGAUACAACUAUCAUUAGUAUUUGAUAAAGCAAACUCUAAAAUGUACUCAGAAUAACCUUUUAAAUAUAUUGGUCAAUCUAUCAAAUAGUACAGGAAUUAAGAUGUUAAGUGUUUAUUAUUCUUCUUCUCAAAGGUUUUACUAUGUUCAGCUAAUAUACCUGUAAGGAUAGAAGUAAAGGUUUGAAAAUGUCGAUGUUUUUACAUGUUUCUUGAAGAUAUUAAAUAUCUGGUGUGUUUUAUUCAAUUGUGCUAGAUAUUUAUGGAACAAUGAAUGAUGAUGAAUAAAAUCACCAUACAUGUAAUUUUGCAAACAAUUUCAAACAUUCAAAAUGGUUUUUGGCCCACAAAAUGUUUAUUUCAUACAUCUAUAUUGGUGCAUGAUCCUAGAGUUAGGCUUAUUAUUUUAUGUUCUUAAGCUUGAGUUUCAGAGAAAAUCAAACUUAACAGAAAUGGAGGUGGUCACUUAUCUACUAAUGCUGCCUAUACGAAGAUGCAAACUCCUCUACCACUAGAAGAUUAGAGGAUGUCUUCUUCAGCCUUGGCUUCAAAAUGAAGACAGCUAUAUUUACUUAAGGUCUGUUGUGAUUCAGGUAGAGUCACCCUAACCACUUGUUUGCAUUAUCUUCUUUACUUUUCACAACUGUAUUUUUAAAUCAGUAUUAUGAUUCCUUAUUAUAGAUAAGGAAAAUGAAGUAGAAAAGUUAAAUACUAAAUACUUGGUAAACAGUAGGAAAGGACAUCUUUGAUUCAGGAGAGACGGUGAGAGGUGAGAGAGAAAGAG